UCAGCAACACACCGUUCGAUGUCAACAAAUGCCGGGUGCACAUGUCAUUGAACCACGCUGGCGGGAAUCACAGAUAAUACCUGUCAACAACGAAAGUUAAAGAAAUGUUGAUUUUUUCGGCAACUAGUUAAAUAAGUGAAGAUGGGAUCAAAGGUGAAACAGAAGCACCUGCUGCUGCUGCAGAGGAAGGUUGGGGAGAAAAUGGAGGCACUCCGGGAACAGCGGGACAUCCUUCAGUCCUCCAUCGCACAGUAUGUCUCACAGGCGGAGUCGUCAGCGGAGCACCUGUUGUCGAUAUCGGACCCACACCUGUUCAUGGAGCGGUACGUUGACGUGAUGCAGGACCUGGACCGAUGCCUCAACACCUGCACACUGCUCACAGCCACUGCGGAGGACAUGAUCGAAAACACAACCAGUGAUGACGAGACAGCUGCCCAUGAAGAGUCUAGGUCCAAAGCCAAGUCAUCGUUUGAAUCCAAAGGACCUUCACAGGACCAAGAUGGUCAUUCUGCCUCCAAGCCUUCUAAGGAUGUAGAAAGUGAUAAUGACAUAGAGCCAAGGAGGUCAGCUGAAAGGUCCCUUGACACUGACCUUCCGUCCAACUCACCGACCUCAUUACUGCCCACCCAGCCCCAUGCGGGGGUACUGGAGGAAUCGCUUUUGGAAAUUGAUGGGGCGACUUGGGAGGAACAUGGGCAGACCAAGGGAGGUAACUCUGUAGCCUUUGAGAAUAGGGGAGACAACUCUGUUGGUUACAGCACACAACAGGCUGGAUGUAGUGAUGGUGGUGGCAACCAUGUUGCCAUGGAGAUGUCAUGUGAUGGGGAUUUUCAUCAGUCAGAUUCGUUAUCACAAGUGGGACAUGUUGCUGAUGCGAGGUCUUUAGACCAAGCUGGUGAUCAGGCAACGGUUCCUAGAGCUGAAGCUCCAGAUUUACCAGAGAAUGAGCUUGACAAAAGCUCCACAAGAGCCUUCACCCCCAACGCACCAUCCAAGUCAGUUGUUGGGGGAGCAUCAUUUAACUACGGCCUUGGCCCAACCAUCUCCCACUGUACACUGACUGUCGGACCGGUCAUCCCCGUCAUGGUCAGCGAGAUAGGGACGCCCUGGUCCUUCUACGUCCAGCAGUAUGGCUGUGCACUUGAAAGGCUGAGGAUGGAUAUCAACCAUUACAUUUCCCAACUGCAGCAAGGGGAGGCAACUCUCAGUGAUCCUCAGACAGGCAUGCUGUGCCUCAGUCAGUUCUCAAUUGACAAGUUCUACUACAGAGCCAAAGUUAUAGAAGUCCGAGGAAAUGAGGUCGACAUGGACUGCAACGUCAUCUACGUGGACUACGGCAACUACGAGUGUGUCAAGUCGUCCUCGCUGCUGCAGCUGCCAGCCAGUCUGGCCAUCCUGCCAUCCCAGGCCAUCUUCUGCUCCCUCUCUGGGCUGUGCCCGGUAAACAAGCUGGGUGUGUGGACGGAAGAUGAAGUGAACGGUUUCCGCCAGUUUGUGAGUGGGCAGCAGCUGAACUGUAAGGCGACAUUCGUCAGCCCCUACCAGACUCUGUCCUUCCCCCACCUGGUGGAACUGCAGCUCACCAUUCCACAGACAGACCGAGACGGCGCCGUGCUCCUCAGUCAGCUCAAUCUAGCAGCUCUGCUGGUGAAACAGAACCUUGCCAGACCCGUCCCUGUGUCUGAACAGAUCGCUAAGUUACAGAACCUCUUUGGUGACCUUCCCAUUCCUGGGUCCAAGCAAUCGUCGCCACAGAAACCGAUUAAGAAGGAACAGGAGGCAAAGGUUCCAGAAAAGAAGGAGCCAGAUGUGAUUGUAGAGAGCAGUUGUGUUGUGAAUCUUGAUUUAAUACAUAAUUCCAGCUCUGGUGAUGCAGCAAAAACAGAGGAAUGUGGUGUAGAUGAGUCUAUAGAAGGCCCUGUCCAAGAGAAAUGCUCUGAUGUUGCAGGUAGUAAGAGAGCGAGAAGAAAAGGUAAAUCCGUGCCGCAGUCUCCUGGGGGAGAUUUCUCUAUUCCAUCCAAGUCAGACUCAAGGAAAUAUUCCAAGAAGAAUCAUUCCAAACCAACUCAGGAAAAAUCUUCACCUUCAGACCUGCUAUCUAAUAAUCCCACCAACGACAAAUCUGGCAACGAGUCUCCGACCAAGUCACUGACAUCAAGCUGUUUGGAAGGGGAGACAACUUCUUCUGGCGUGACCGACCUGAGUCUGAAUCCGUUAUCUGUUGAUUUAUCCAGUGCUCAGACUGAGGAGUAUGAGGUAAUGGCGGCCCACAUCAACUCCCCGAACGACUUCUUCGUCCACAAGAUAACCGAAGAUGUAGGCAAGACAUUGGACAGGCUGAUGAAAGAUCUGAAUCUCCAUUUCGAACGAAUGUCCCGAAAGAAUUUAUACAAACUUUACCGUAGCUUUUCCCCUCAGUUUAGAAGCUUAUGUUGUGCACAGUUCUCACACGACAACUGUUACUACAGGGCACAGAUCAUAGAGCUGGCAGAGGUAGACAAUCCAGAUUCUAGACUUGAAAAUGACAGAAUUGGUAAGAUCCAUGUUUUCUUUGUUGACUUUGGGGAUGAGGAGUGGUUGCCGAGGAGUAAAGUGUUCCCAUUGCCGGAGGAGUUUUCGAUGUUCCCCCCGCUGACGAUGUGGUGUUCGCUGGCUCAUGUGCAACCUGUUGAGAGGGACUGGACGGAGGAGAGUCUUCAGGACUUCCAUCGGCUGGCAGGGGGUGAGAAGCGGUUGUCGUUGGUUGUGACAGAGGGGCACCUGCCAGACUCUAAUAGCGUGUGUGUGGUGCAGUCGUCCCCCCUGCAGGUGUUCCUGGUGGACUUGGUCAACUCGGAGGAGGAGAUAUGCAUCAACCUGGAGCUCAUGAGUCUGGGCCAUGCCUCACUGAUCGUCACCCAAGCUCCUCGAGAUUCGUUGGAGUUUGAAGCUGCUGGAGACCCGGUGGAUGAGGAGUGGAGAGAAGAUCCCCGUGUGGAGGACUUCAUGUCGCUACGUAACAGUUACAACAUUGACGUUGAUGAUGCAGGUGUUGCUGCCAUCGGAUACAAGGCUAGGGACGAGCAGAGGAUCUGCAGGUACUUCAACACUCCAGGCAAAUGUUGGCGGGGAACAUAUUGCCCAUACAGACAUGUCCAGCACACCUCAGGCAUCACUCAGGACCAGGAGGCCGUGGUCGUCUUGGAGGAGGACCAGAUAGAGCUGCUGCCAGACGAGGGGUCCAUGGUUGCUGUGGAGGUCACCAGCAUCCUCAGUCCACGUCACUUCUACCUCACACUUCCCUUUGGCAGCAAACCUAUUGAACAGCUCAAAGAACAACCAAAUGGAGUUGAUGAUGAAGACUACGAGGAAACCUUGGAGGACCUCAUCAGAAGCAUGAAUGCCAACUACAUGAACAAAUCCUUCAGUGACCGAGACAUCACGCUUCUGGCGCCAGGCCAGGCCGUUGCAGCCAAGUUUAACAAUGGAGAUGUGAUCGGCUGGUACCGGGCGAAGGUCACCGACACCUCACCCGAAGAUGAAAAAGUGGAGGUGUUCUUCGUUGACUUUGGCCAUACGGAGUGGGUGAGUGAACGCGACAUCCAGACUCUGGAGGACCAGUACCUCCACCUCACCCCCCAGGCCGUCGAGUGCUUCCUGGUCGACACAGACCCAGAAGGACAGGAGGGACAGUGGACGGAGGAAUCCAGGACCUGUUUCCGUGACCUUGUUGAUGGGAAGACAUUGGUAGCCCUGAUCAGGAUGAAAUCGUGGAGUGGCUGUCUACACGUGGAUCUGUACGACACUACAGGGAACAUCGACAUCAACAUCGCAGAGGAGCUAGUGAAAGCUAAACAUGCUCAGCGACCUCUUGUUGAACUGCCAGUCAAAGUUCAACCCCGAGGAAACUCACCCAUCACUUUUGUGCCUGGUUAACAACAGGUGAAGGGCAAGGAGUGAUCUCCAUCAGCAUUAAGUUUCACUUGAUGGUUUAAAAAAUUCAGUGUACAUGGUUGAAAAGAAUUUCCUGGUUAGUACUGCUACCAGUGAAAAAACAAACAUGUUUUGGCAAGAUACUAAAAGAUUUUUUUAUAAUUUUUUUUAUAUAUAUAAGAAAACAGAAUCAGCAAAAACAAAAUAUUGUCAAAAAAAUAUUUUUAUGAUCAGGUUUUGAUUUGGUCGGUCUCAUAAACUACCGUAUUCUACAUAAUAAGCACCCCGCUCUAAUAAGCGCCAACGGCGAUAUUUGCCAAUAUAUUGGCUUGUGAACAAUCCCAAUUAGCACCCCUUCUUGUACACAAGACUUAUUUAUUCGUGUAUAAUACGUAUGU
Molecule: messenger RNA, 4310 nt
Organism: Haliotis rufescens (red abalone)
Lineage: Eukaryota; Metazoa; Mollusca; Gastropoda; Lepetellida; Haliotidae
Product: tudor domain-containing protein 1-like
Exons: 17
Coding region: 142-3915 (1257 amino acids)
Molecular function (GO): metal ion binding
Source: RefSeq, a predicted model, not a curated record